Bombyx mandarina (wild silkworm) is the source of this 1133-nucleotide messenger RNA. RefSeq lists its product as uncharacterized. The record is from RefSeq and is a predicted model, not a curated record. Lineage: Eukaryota; Metazoa; Arthropoda; Insecta; Lepidoptera; Bombycidae.
CUUCAAAAGCCACAGCGACCAAAGUGAGUGCAGCACCCGCGACGCGCGCGCUGGCUAACUUGGCCACACCGGUCAAGUCUGCUAGCAGGCGAGUGCAUGCUCAGCCCGCAAGGUCGCCGACCGCCGCUCCUGCCCCACUUCAAACAGCAAAAGCGGGGCCUGGUAGGAGCCGCGCAAAGCAGAAGAGGGGCAUGAACGCCACCAAGCAGGCGCAGACCCCCCAGCCACGUCCACUACCCCCCGCCCCGUCCAACAUGAACGAGGCGUGGACGACUGUGGUGAGGCGGGGUGGAAGGAAAGCGCAAGCCUCACUUGACCCUCGGCUCGUCCCUGCGGCCGCCGCUCCCCAGGCUAUGGGUCGAACGGUAGCUGGGACUAAGAAGAAGGGGCGGAAGCCAAGGAAACCGCGCGCCCCACGGUCGGCGGCAGUCGUUUUAGAGCUGCUGCCGGCUGCGAAGGAAAAAGGCCUCACUUACGGGGAGGUGAUGGCCCAGGCGCGCUGUAGCGUAGAUAUAGACGCUAUAGGCGUAGAGGGUGGCAUCCGAGUCCGGCACACGGCCAACGGGGCUCGGCUGCUUGAAUGUCCCGGUGCCGACUCCGGCGUGGCUGCGGACAAACUGGCGACCCGGCUUCGCGAAAUCCUGCCGGACUCGCAAGUCGUGCGAAUCGAAAGGCCCGUCAGGAUGGCAGAGAUUAAAGUGACGGGCCUGGAUGAGUGCGCCACUAAGGUGGAAGUGGCCGCCGCUAUUGCAUCGCAGGGUAACUGCGCCCUCGCACAGGUGAAGGUGGGAGAGCUCCGGAGUUGUUACUCUGGGACCUUCACUGUGUGGGCGCGUUGCCCUGUGCAGGCUGCCAUCCUCUUGGCCACGCCUCCACAGGGUCGGCCUGCCGACUCGCCGGGAAAGCUGCGCGUGGGUUGGGUGAUAGCCCACGUGCAGCUGCAGGAGGCACGUCCAUGGCGAUGCCUCCGGUGCUUUGGCACCGGGCACGGCCUCGCCAGGUGCCCGUCGUCUGUGGAUCGCAGCGGACUUUGCUUUCGCUGCGGUCAGCCCGGACACAAGGCAGCCUCCUGCACCGCUGCCGCACCGCACUGCGUGUUGUGCGACGCAGUGAAGCGGCGGGCNUUAUUUUAA